Molecule: messenger RNA, 1263 nt
Organism: Styela clava
Lineage: Eukaryota; Metazoa; Chordata; Ascidiacea; Stolidobranchia; Styelidae
Product: surfeit locus protein 4-like
Biological process (GO): Golgi organization
Cellular component (GO): membrane; endoplasmic reticulum-Golgi intermediate compartment; endoplasmic reticulum
Source: RefSeq, a predicted model, not a curated record
AAAUAUAAAACUAUUGCUCUUCUCAAUCUUUUACAGAAUAAUAAUUUAAAGGGUAAAUAACCUAGGCCAAUCAAAAUGUCUCAGAAUCAAAUGGUUGGAAAAGCAGAGGAUAUUGCAGAUAAUGUUUUGAGGAAAACUAAGUUUAUUUUGCCUCAUCUUGGUCGUUUCUGCCUUGUUUCAACAUUUGUAGAGGAUGGCAUCAGGAUGUGGGUACAAUGGUCUGAGCAAAGAGACUAUAUUGCAAGUACUUGGAGCUGCGGAGCUUUCCUUGCUACGAUGUUUGUUUUAAUAAACAUGCUCGGACAGAUAGGAGCUUGUGUUGGAGUUUUAAUCAGAAAGCAGGUUCAGAUUAUGUGCGGAAUCUUAUUUUUCAUCAUCAGCCUGCAAACCAUCGCUUACAGUAUUCUGUGGGAUCUGAAGUUUCUUGCUAGAAAUCUUGCCCUGGUGGGAGCAGUUUUGUUACUGCUUGCAGAGAGUAAAGCAGAGUCGAGAUCGUUGUUUGCUGGCGUUCCUCAACUCGAUCGUAACACGCCGAAGUCGUACAUGCAACUCAGCGGACGUGUUCUACUUGUUCUCAUGUUCAUGACGUUACUGCACUUUACUUUCAACCCAGUCGAUAUCUUCCUUGACAUCGGAGGAGGCGUUUGUAUUCUGUGCAUUCUGAUUGGAUUCCAUGCUCGUAAGGCGGCAAUGGCGUUCGCGAUCACGCUCAUGACUUUCAAUAUCGUUCACAACAAUUUCUGGAUUCACAGCGGCAUCAUGAACGAUUUCCUCAAAUUCGACUUCUUCCAGACUACUUCGGUUGUUGGCGGCUUGGUCAUGGUGGCGUCAGAAGGUCCUGGCGGUUUCAGUUACGAAGAAUACAAGAAAACUCAGUGAUGGAUCUGAUUGGUUAAACCAGUGAUGACGGAAUAAUGAAAUAUUAUUUAAACGACAAACUGAUAAAAUAUAUUGCACAAUAGUUUAUAGGUUCAGCAAUUUCAACUUUAUCAUCGGCAUUUUAGACAAUUUAAUAUUGAAGCAUUAUACAGGGUGUCCGAAAAAUUUCUUUCGAUUUCAUAGUUAUAACAAUUAUAAGUUUAAAUAGAUUUUAUUAUGUGAUAAAUAAGAACUACAAGCACAAUAAGAAUUAGAAAUUUUGAUCGUUAUUACUAUGAAAACGGGCGAAAUUUUUGGACACCUUUUAUUAUCGGAAAUCCUCACUAAUAGUAAAAUACUACCUUCUCAUAUCACAGAUUAAUAAAAAGAUUUUCAGCUCAUGUA